Zea mays is the source of this 352-nucleotide messenger RNA. RefSeq lists its product as uncharacterized. The coding region runs from base 24 to 260 and encodes 78 amino acids. The transcript is spliced from 3 exons. NCBI's taxonomy places the organism in Eukaryota, Viridiplantae, Streptophyta, Magnoliopsida, Poales, Poaceae. The record is from RefSeq and is a predicted model, not a curated record.
GGGCAUGGAUCAAUGGUUGCCACAUGGUAGGGCUUCAACCCAUUGCAGUAAUUUUAGCAUCACUAUCAUACUCAACGUGUUUGUUCAUUGCCCUGACAUCCAGAGCUAACAGAAAGAGCACUGCCAAAUCUUGGAGGACUUAUCAAAAACUAAAUUGCAGAUGUUCUGGGCCUAUAGUACCUCAUAAGACAUAUUAUCAAUAUCCAUCUGCAUGUCUCUAUGCCGAUCAUAGGAGGAAAAAGCACCCAAAAAUAGCUUAGCCUCUAGCAUCAGCAAUUGCUACAAGAAGGUUUAUUCAAGUUUUAAGGCAAAAGAAAGGUGAUAACAAAUUUCUGGAGCAAAGAAUAAAAAA